CACUCGCCUCCCUCCCGCCCGCCCUCCCGCCCGGGCCCGGGCCCGGCCGGCGCCUGCGAGGCCGCUCCCGCGGCGCGGCCGGCCGGGAAGCGGGCGCGGGGCCGCGGUGCGGCUCUUUGUGCGCGGGGCCGAGGAGCGGCGGGACCCGGGCCAGGCCGCCGCCUGCUCGCCGCCGCCGAGCUCCGGGCCCGAAGCCGAGGAGGGGGCGUCGGGGCCCCAUCUGGACCUCCGCUCGGCGGCGCUCCGCCGGCUCCAUUUUGUGCGGGGAGCCGGACGUGGGACGCGGCCCGGACUUUGGCCCCGACCCUGCCCCUUGGCCUGGCCGCCGCGCGGGGGUCCCCAGGGAGCGCCCCCCUUACGCCGCCCGUCCGCGGGGGCAUGGCGGGGCCGGGCCGCUUUGUCCGCCCCGGUACCCCGGGCGCCGCGGGGCGGGCCGGCGGCAGGCGUUGGACGCGGGCCCGGGGCCUGGGCCGGGCGGGCCGGGGGAUGCGCGCCGGGGGCGUCCGCAGCGCACGGGCGGGACUGACAGGUCGGCCGGGCGGUGGGGUGCGGGCCAGCCCGGGCGCCUCCGCUGGGGAGUGAGCGAGGUCCCCGGGAGGAAGGAACGGAUUUGGUUUCCCCGCAGUCUGGUUCACACGUAAAGAAUGCAGCCAUCUGGCGGCUUGCGGUCCCUGGACUGGCCCCGAAGGUGCAAAACUCGAUUUGUUAAUGCCAAAGACUGGAGGGUGGAAGAAGGGUCUGCUGCUUUUCUUGGAUACAAAUUUGCAUUUCUUCAAACAAACAGAUGUUGAAAUUGGGAAAAGAUUAAACACCUAUUUGGACAGGUGUUCUUGAACACUGACAACACAGUUCUGACAGUAUUUCAUGACAUUUGAACCAAGACAUUGUCUAUUGUGGAACUUCUGUGAGACAUCAAAGACAUCAAAAUUUGCAGCAGGGUUUGAUUGGAAUAUCAGCAGGAGAGCUGAUAGCCAAGCAAUGGAGAGAGGUGAUUUCAAGAUGGAUGGUGAUAGUUCUACAACAGAUGCUUCUCAACUGGGAAUUUCUGCAGACUAUAUUGGAGGCAGUCAUUAUGUUAUACAGCCUCAUGAUGAUACUGAGGACAGCAUGAAUGAUCAUGAAGACACAAAUGGUUCAAAAGAAAGUUUUAGAGAACAAGAUAUAUAUCUUCCAAUUGCUAAUGUGGCAAGGAUAAUGAAAAAUGCCAUACCUCAAACAGGAAAGAUUGCAAAAGAUGCCAAAGAAUGUGUUCAAGAAUGUGUGAGUGAGUUCAUAAGCUUUAUAACAUCUGAAGCAAGUGAAAGAUGCCAUCAAGAGAAACGCAAGACAAUCAAUGGAGAAGAUAUUCUCUUUGCCAUGUCUACCUUAGGCUUUGACAGUUAUGUAGAACCUCUAAAAUUAUACCUUCAGAAAUUCAGAGAGGCUAUGAAAGGAGAGAAAGGAAUUGGUGGAACGGUCGCAGCUACAGAUGGACUGAGUGAAGAGCUCACAGAGGAGGCAUUUACUAACCAGUUACCAGCUGGUUUAAUAACUGCAGAUGGCCAACAACAAAAUGUUAUGGUUUAUACAACAUCGUAUCAACAGAUUUCUGGUGUUCAGCAAAUCCAGUUUUCAUGAUCUGAAGACAUGAUAGAAUGGGGAGUGUACAGAAGGAAGUCUGUAUGAUUCCAGAACACAGACAUUAGAAGGAAAUGACUGGUGAAGACGUCUCUUUGUAUAUUAAGUAGCUGUAAUGUAGCUUCCCGAUGCUUGACUAAUUGAGGUGUUAAUUCUGACUUGAGAAUCUUUUUCAUGAGUGAUUUUAAAGAAAAAUUUGGAUUUUAAAGGUAUUAAAAUAUUUUUGUUUUGUACGAGAGUUUGUUGCUCUGUAUGACUCCUGUAUGCAUUGUAUAUUGCAAUUUAUUACUGUCAGAGAUUUGUAGACAGUUUCUUAUUUUCAUAUUGAAUCAUGUUACUUUUGUAAUUCAAGUAAGCAGCUGGGUUAAUUCAUGAUGUUUGCCCUUUUAAUAAAGUAUAAGGGUAGAGUUCA
Messenger RNA from Manis pentadactyla (Chinese pangolin), 2029 nucleotides. RefSeq names its product nuclear transcription factor Y subunit beta (gene NFYB). The transcript has 10 exons. Gene Ontology annotation, biological process: regulation of transcription by RNA polymerase II. Gene Ontology annotation, molecular function: RNA polymerase II cis-regulatory region sequence-specific DNA binding; protein heterodimerization activity; DNA-binding transcription activator activity, RNA polymerase II-specific. NCBI's taxonomy places the organism in Eukaryota, Metazoa, Chordata, Mammalia, Pholidota, Manidae. Gene Ontology annotation, cellular component: nucleus; CCAAT-binding factor complex. Bases 865 to 1617 code for a protein of 250 amino acids. The record is from RefSeq and is a predicted model, not a curated record.